AUGGCAGAUCACAGCUACCCUCGCUCGACUUGGGCCGCAUAUGGCCCUGACGAAUACCAGCUCGCAUCGCGAGAUCCUCCGAGGCGACAAACAGUGUACAUGGAUUCGCCCUCGUUUGCACUGUCCUCCAGCGCGGCCUCAAGGCCCACCCACUCGGUCGACGUAGCCUCGUCCCAUCACCGCACGUCCUUCGCUCGCCCCCCGCAUCUCGACUGCGAUUUCAACUGGGCCGAUCGUACCUCUUUGGCCGAUCCCGCUGGGUCGUCGCGGCGGUGCAUUACUCCAAAUUCGCUGCACGGCAGCUCUCCCGUCUCGGAUAUCUCGCCCAACAUGCCCCAGGCGACGCAUUCCGUCCGCUCUGCAAUCAGCAGCACCCGCGCGGCCGAGACAUGGCCCUUCCAGGCCCACACUGCAGCGCUCUCGUCCCCGCCGCACCCGUCCCCGGCGCAGCGAUCCUUUGGCUCUGUUGUCGCCGGGUCUCCGUCGCAGUCCCGCUUUGGCACUGGCCUGCCCAGUCCUUCGCGGGCCGGCGCGCUGCAAGGCCCGCCCGCCUCGUCUUCCUCCCGUCCCGCCCACCCAGCUGCCCCGCCAUCUACCUCGUCUUCGGGUCCAAAUCACCGAGCCCUGCCGUCGCCCGGUUGUUCGUUGCCCUAUACCGACUCUGCUGUCCGGGCAGUUCUCGAGCGGGGCCGCUCAAGCGCGCCGGCGCACUCGGCCUAUCCAGCCACCGCCGUGGACCCUGCCGCUGCCACCCACUCGUCUUCGUUCCCCAGCACCAUCCCGGCUUACCAGGGCAGUGCUUCGAUGCCGUCUCAUGUCGCCCGGGCACGGCCGAGUACCGCCGAGGGUCUGCCUCAAAGCGUGGUGUCGGUUACAUCACCGUUGGACACCACUACAUCACCGUUGAACACCGCUACAUCUGCUACGAGCCGUCGGUCCCCCAACAUGAGUUACUCGUCGUCGGUGCAGCCCGGCUAUGUACCCAGAUCGGGGUCGUACUUCCAGCCAGGCUACACCUCCGUCAACCCCAACACUUCGUCCGUGCAACUUGCCGUCUCGAUCCCGAAGCCUGGCUUUCCCCAUCCAAAAUCCGCCCAGUCCUCCUCCCCGCUCGACGAUAUCUCUCCGCUCCCAGGGUAUCUCUCCUCCAAACCUGGGCACUCUUCCCAUGCAAAUGCCACUCCGUCUCGCUCUGGUCCGUCCCCCAAGGCUGCGCCCACGUCCUCCUUCAAUCUCUCGAAGCAUAUCUCACAGAACGCAUCUGCCCUCCCUUCGUAUCUCCGCCCAAAGAGUGCCCCUUGUGCGAUCGCCUCCGGAUCACCCCUUUCGACGCCGUCGCCGACGCAACGUCACCCACAUCCGUCGGAUUCUUCACAGCAGCAUUCGUCCCCACACCGUGCAGUGGCUCCUGACUCGACCCGCACCUCGUUCUACGAAUCGCCACAGACCUUCCAGUAUUCGACACCAGCCUAUCUCUCAAGCAUUGAUCCCUCUCGCCCCUCGGCCCUGCUUCGGCAAAAGAUUCUGCGGCACGGCGGCAUGGACAGCGAGCGUCGCAUCGAAAAUACCGCCACUAGCAGACAAUCCGUCAAGCGGACCAUGCUUUCGGAUGAGUACCCUGUGGCUCGGCCGGAUCGACCAUCCAUCGCUGCACUCUCACCAAACUCGCGAGAAGGCCGCCUGAUCACCGAUCGUCAACCGGUAGCAACCACCCCCGCUCCGGCGCCGCCACUGCUCCUGGGUCGCAACACCACUUCGGAUGACCCUAUCCAGUCCCUCGCAAGCGAGCCGAGUGCUCCUUACUGGACCGAUCGCCGCCAAUCGCCGAUAUACAUUCACCCGACCCCGGACAGCUCAUGCGGUAUAUCGACCGAGAACCGAGCGGCUUCUGCUACCAGCGAGGUUAUUCAUCCGCGAAAGCGCCUCAAGAUCGACGACUGCAUCAACAAAGAGGACUCGGUGUCGGCGCCGUCGUCGUCAGGCUGCGCCUUGGACGAGGACAGCCGCACCGAGAGCGAGUUUGAAUGGAGUGCAGCGCAUCCGUCACCGCUGCUGAACACGUCCGAUAGGACCAGCGACUGCUCUCGCACCCGGGAGGACUCGCUUUCGCUGAUCGAAAGUGGGAGCAGGCGCCCGGAAGGGCAAGACGGCGGAAGCAAGGCCUCGGCCAUGUCGAUUUCGCAGCUCCUGGAUCAACGUGGUGAAGAAAACAUCCCAGGUGAUACCUCGGAGCCGUCCGUGCCAUCUGCUCCUCGCAAGAUCUCCAAAGCCCUCAGCUACAGUGCAAGCGAAUUGCUGCUCAAUCCACCCCUGGAUCUGAAGCGGCUUGAUAUAUCCUUGGAUCUCUGGGAGACAUCCGUUGAGCUGUUCGAAGAGCUACGGUGCAAGAGGGAAAUGCUAUUCCGCAAUCCCCUCAAGAAUGUGAAGCCAAUCCUGGCUGCCAUUCUGUACAUUCUCUGCAAGAACAGGGGGCUGCCGCGCUCGAUCAAGGAGUUCUGCGCUGCUGGCAGCAUCACGAAGAAGGAACUCUCGCAUUACUAUCGACGCGUUCAGGAAAUCAUGUCGCCGGAACUGAAAGUGGGUGCCAAGCCGUUCACUGCCGAAGAGUUUCUCACUCGUUGGUGUCGAAUGCUCAAUCUACCCGACUCGAGCCUCACAGCUGCGAUGUUCAUCUACCGCAGUGCCGACUCGCUCGGUCUGCUGGGCGGAAAGUGCACAAACAGCGCGAGCGCCAUCUGCCUGACCCUGGCGUGCCUGUAUUUGGAUCCAAAAUACGAUAUCAAGAAUAUCUCGCAGGUGUCUGUCGUUUCGUCUGCGACCCUGACUUGCGCCAUCAGACAGAUCCAGGAGCCACUGGCAGGUGUGUUGGGACCAGACCCUGCCUCGACGCUCUUGGGGCUUUCCAAGUUUCAGCCGUCGUACACUUCUCUGAGACUGUGA
Polychytrium aggregatum is the source of this 2940-nucleotide messenger RNA. RefSeq lists its product as uncharacterized. Gene Ontology annotation, biological process: DNA-templated transcription initiation; transcription preinitiation complex assembly. Bases 1 to 2940 code for a protein of 979 amino acids. The transcript has 11 exons. NCBI's taxonomy places the organism in Eukaryota, Fungi, Chytridiomycota, Chytridiomycetes, Polychytriales. Gene Ontology annotation, molecular function: TBP-class protein binding. Gene Ontology annotation, cellular component: transcription preinitiation complex; nucleus. The record is from RefSeq and is a predicted model, not a curated record.